Molecule: messenger RNA, 978 nt
Organism: Glarea lozoyensis ATCC 20868
Lineage: Eukaryota; Fungi; Ascomycota; Leotiomycetes; Helotiales; Helotiaceae
Product: alpha/beta-Hydrolase
Exons: 4
Coding region: 1-978 (325 amino acids)
Molecular function (GO): hydrolase activity
Source: RefSeq, a predicted model, not a curated record
AUGCCAGACAACGAAGGCUUCGCUCAACCAUGGCUCGACUUCGAAUCCCAACUCGGCACCCGCCUCCUCCUCCGUGCCUCCACUCCCGCCGAAGCAGACGCACAAUACCUCUCCAUGGCCCCCCUUCUCAUCUCCAAACUCACCUUUCCACCCCCCGACGCCUCCGUAGACACCCACGACCAAACCCUCCCUUCGGGCCCCAAAAUCCGCAUCUACACCCCGAAAACCUACGUCCCAGGCAGCAAACCCGCCUGUGUGUUUUAUCAUGGCGGUGGCUGGGCGAUGGGGGAUCUCGAGGGCGAAGACGCGGUUUGUAGACGUAUAGCGCGGGAUUCAGAGAUCGUGGUCGUGAGUGUGGAUUAUAGACUUGCGCCUAAACAUCCGUAUCCCGCGGGCUUGGAUGAUUGCGUGGAGGCGUAUGAGUGGUGUUUAUCCAACUCUGAAUUCUUGAAGACCAAGGAAGGGAAAAUCGUGACAUGUGGGACGAGCGCGGGUGCGAAUCUGGCGUUGAGUACGGCGUUGAGACUUAUUGACUCUGGAAAGGGGGGAAGUGUGGCGGGUGUGGUUGCGGUGGUGCCUGUUACGGUUGCGCAGGAGGUUGUGCCUGAGAGGUUUAGGGAUAAGUAUCGGAGUUAUGAGGAGCAUGCUGAGCAUACUGUUAAUACUAAGAUGGCUAUGGAGAUGUUUUUUGAUGCGUAUGGAGGAGAUCCAAAGGAUCCUUAUGUUUCACCGAUGUUGCAUACAAAGAUAAAAGAGCUGCCGAGGGUUUACAUGGCGGUUUGUGGACAAGAUACUUUAAGGGAUGAUGGGAGGUUGAUGAAGGAGGUUUUGGAUGAGAAUGGGGUAUCAAAUCGUUACGAAGAGUACGAAGGAUAUCCGCAUUGGUUUUGGGUCUAUCCGUCUGAACAUCUGAAAGAACCAGUGGAGAAAUUCUUUAGUAAUUUGAAAAAGGGAUUUGAAUUUGUGUUGGAAAAGUAG